AUACAUUACUUAGAUUUAAGAGUGUCCGCAAGGGGGUGAGGGUUAUAGUUCCUGAAACACCAUGAGAAAGGUUCCCCUCUGUAAGUUAUAUAGAAGAAACUGAAGAAAAAACCAAGGAAGUGGCCAGAUGGAGAAUUUGAGUCUGUCACAAGGAUAGUGCGCUCCGAAGAUUGGCAGGAGAGGAUGCUGCUCUUUGCCAGGGCAAGGAACAAUGGGAGACAGAGAGCCCCAGUGACCCAAGACCAGGCCAGUUGCUGGGUACUAAAAAGACGAGAAAAAAUAUGUGCAUCAUCUGCACCACUGACUUUGCAAGAUAGCAGAGGGAAAAAGUAACACAUUGAAGCUUGAAUAGUACAUUUCAGGAACUCAGCCAAAAUAUUAGUACUAACCUUGUGGCGAAAAGAUGAACUUCCUGUCAACCUUUGUGACAUUUGAGAACCUCCAUGAGGUUCGGAGAUUGUGCCACUGGGGUCCAGUCAUAGCUCUGUCUGUCAUUGCUAUGUGCUCCACCAUGGCAAUUCUGGACUCCAUUAUCUGGUACUGGCCGUUAAACACUACGGGAGGCAGCAUUAACUUCAUCAUGCUCAUCAACUGGACUGUCCUCAUCCUCUACAACUACUUCAAUGCAAUGUUUGUUGGACCUGGAUACAUCCCUCUUGGCUGGAAACCAGAGAAUCAACAGGAAACCCAGUACCUACAGUACUGCAGAGUCUGCCAAGGGUACAAGGCCCCCAGAUCCCACCAUUGUCGCAAGUGUAACAGGUGCGUGAUGAAGAUGGACCACCACUGCCCCUGGAUCAACAACUGCUGCGGCCACCUGAACCACGCCUACUUCACCAGCUUCCUGUUGCUGGCUCCACUGGGCUGCUCACACGCUGCCAUCAUCUUCAUCAUGACCAUGUACACGCAGCUGUAUGAGAGGAUAUCAUUUGGGUGGAGCACUGUGAAGAUUGACAUGAGUGCUGUGCGUCAAUUCCAGCCUCUUAUGCCCUUUAGUGUGCCCGCCUUUGCUGCCACACUCUUUGCCUUAGGCUUAGCACUGGGCACCACUAUUGCCGUUGGAAUGCUUUUCUUUAUACAGAUGAAAGUCAUCCUUCGAAAUAAGACCUCGAUCGAGUCCUGGAUCGAGGAAAAGGCCAAAGACAGAAUACAGCACUACCAAACAGGGGAGGAGUUCAUCUUCCCGUACGACCUCGGCACCCGCUGGCUGAACUUCAAGCAAGUCUUCACGUGGUCAGGAACGCCCAAGGGUGAUGGCCUUGAAUGGCCAGUCCAUCCCAAGUGUCACCAGCACACCUUAACUAUUGAGCAACUGAAGCAGAAAGCUGAUAAACGAGUGAGAAGUCAGGUCCAGUAUCGGGCAGUGGAGGACUAUAAUGGAGCAUGCUGCCCUCUGAGCAAAGGUGUCCAAACCUUUUUCAGGACCCCCUGCACCGAGGAGCCCAGGAUCCCCCUCAGCAAGGGGGACACCAUCCUAGCCACUCGUGGCACCAAAUGGUGGAUGUAUGGAGACAAAGCUUUGAACGAGGAGCAAAUGAGAGCAGGAGAGCGUGUAAGGGGAUGGUUUCCAAGGCGAUGUGUGGAGAAGUGCCAUUAUGACGCAGCUGCCAGUGAUUGCACCAGCGACAAGAAAGUAAAAUAAUAUAUUUGAACAGGCUUUUUGUAGAGCAGGGGAGUUAAACUGAACAAAAGGUGUCUGUGUUUAUAAACUUAGAUCCACUGAAGAUGUCAUGCCUGAUGCUGCAGGCUCACCAUCAAGAAUUUCAUACUACAAAAUUCUCACAUGUUUCAAUACCAACUUGAAUUUUUUAAAGGUAACAUAGUCCUCUAAGUCUUACUGAGCACCUUGUGCGGCUGGAUGUAAAUAUCGAGUUCAUGAGAGGGGCUGGAUCGAUGGGUUCUGUUUGACUCCUCUGACCAAAAGUGAAACCCAGCAAGAGUCUUAAUUCCCAAGAAUUGCCACCAGGCUUUAAUGUGGCUUCAUUGUGAUUACAUGACUUUUUACUUGAAUCUGUUGUUUUUACUUGUGUUGAUGUCCUUUUUUGCUAAUUAUGCAAUGCCUCUGUCCAGCUAACCCCGGGGCUUCGUCAUGCAACUCUUUCUACAGUAUGGAGAUAACACUUAAUUUCUUUUUAUUAUUUUUGUAAAAACAAAUUGUUGGCCUCAAAGUAUAAAUUCAAAAAUAAAAAAAAUCUACCGCAGGAGUCGUUGUUUGCUUCUGUCUUUGUGUUUCAAAAUUUGUUAUACACAUUCUUUUCUUAAGUGCCUUGAGCUCAAUGUAAAACUUUAGUGUAACACAAAUCUAUCCCAAACUAAUUUUGAUGUAAUGUUCUUACAUUUUCAGGUUUACACUGACUGGCACUAUAUGCAACAAAAGUACAAGGAGGAUUUACCAUAAAGCAUGUUAGGACUUGUUGAAAACUCACUAAUCACAAACAUUUUUUGAAACCAAAGGCUUUG
This is a messenger RNA of Micropterus salmoides (largemouth bass), 2460 nucleotides long. RefSeq names its product zinc finger DHHC-type palmitoyltransferase 6 (gene zdhhc6). Gene Ontology annotation, molecular function: protein binding; palmitoyltransferase activity. NCBI's taxonomy places the organism in Eukaryota, Metazoa, Chordata, Actinopteri, Centrarchiformes, Centrarchidae. Bases 404 to 1642 code for a protein of 412 amino acids. Gene Ontology annotation, biological process: protein palmitoylation. The transcript is spliced from 11 exons. The record is from RefSeq and is a predicted model, not a curated record. Gene Ontology annotation, cellular component: Golgi apparatus.